CACCAUUUCACUCUCUCCCCUCCUUCUUCCAGCCCCUACAUUUGAAUCACCAACUCCUCUUUCUCUCUCUCUUUCUCACAUUCUCUCUUGUUUCUACCAAACGCGCUUCCCAAACCCCAAACCUAGCUACUUCCUUAAUCAUGGCCGAGAAGCACUUGCGGGACUUGCUUCUGGAGGACCAAGAGCCCUUCCUUCUCAAACACUACAUUUCGGAACGACGUUCCCUCCUCAAAACACCUUCCCCAAACACAGCCAUAACCAAAAACACCUCAAACUCAAACUUCCCACUUAACAAAUGCCUCCUCUCCUUCCACAACGCUACCAAAUCUCCACUCUUGGAAUUCGCGCCGCUCACCAAGAAGCACAGUCCCCUCAGACCCUCCAACGCCAAAACCGCCACGCUCCUCCUUGAAGCCGCCCUCAGAAUCCACAAACACGCCAAACCGAAGCCAAACAGGGCCUUGGGCCUCUUCGGCUCGCUCUUCAAAAAACUCAGGAGCCAACGGAAGAGGGGACAGAUAAACGAUGAUGUUGUUGGCGUUGGGUUGGUGGGAUCCUGCGAGGGCAGACUCAGCAGCAGUGGCUUGUGGUCGGAGAGCGAGAGCAACGAGGAUAAGUCUUUGGACUUGAAAACUUGUAGUAGUGACCACUCCUUCGAUGACUCCGUCGAACAAGAGAUUCAGUUCCUCAACUCUCAUGAUCUCUUCUUCUGCCAAACCCCUUUCCGUUUCUCACUCCGGCAGAUCCCCGACUACUCCCCCGGCCGCACGCCGGAAUUCUCUUCGCCGCUCGCCUCUCCCCGUCGCCACCCAACUCAGGACAAUGAAGUUAGUGGUGGUGAUGGCGUCAACAAAUUUCAAUCUGGCGAAGAAGAGGAAGAUAAAGAACAAUGCAGUCCAGUGUCUGUUUUAGACCCACCCUUCGAUGACGAUGACAACGACCAUGGAGAAGAUGGCUUUGAUUUGGACUGUAACUAUGCCAAUGUUCAAAGAACUACGCAGAAUCUACUAGACAGGCUCCGUAGAUUUGAGAAACUUGCAGAGCUAGAUCCAGUGGAGCUUGAGAAGAGGAUGUUAGACCAAGAAGAUGAAAAAUUUAUGGAAGAGGAUGAUGAUUACGAUGAGAGCGAAAGAAAAUGUGGUGAAGAAAAUGUGGUUGAAAUCCUGAGCCAUUCAAGAGUUGAUGAGAAGCAGGAAGCAGCUGAGGACCUUAAGAGACUGGUUUAUGAUAUGAUCUUGGAGGAAGAGACAGAAGUGAGUUGCUCAGAAGGGAGGAACACAGUGGUGAUGAGAAGGGUUUGCAGGAGGCUGGAGUUAUGGAAGGAAGUGGAGUGCAACACCAUUGAUAUGAUGAUUGAAGAGGAUUUCUGCAGAGAAGAAGGUAGUUGGAAGAAAAAUGGUGAGCACAGAGGGGAGCUAGUUCAGGAAGUUGAGCUUGCAAUCUUUUUCUAUCUAGUGGAGGAACUUUCAGAGGAAUUAGUAUGUUGUUAGUGUGAGAAAAUUUUGAAGCAGCUCAAGAAUUUAGAAUGAAUGAUUAUCUUUAUUCUUUUUCACUAGAAGGUUACAAUCUAACUUGCAACUUAUUUGAAUAGGCUAGUUAGAUAAGAAGAGACCCAAAAGGAUAAUUUGGAUGAGGGAGAACUUGGGAGAUAUGUACAUGAUUGGUGUAUGUAAAUCACCUUUAGUAGUUAAGAAUACUAUCAUUUUUGCACUUA
Messenger RNA from Vigna angularis (adzuki bean), 1714 nucleotides. RefSeq lists its product as uncharacterized. The coding region runs from base 141 to 1490 and encodes 449 amino acids. The transcript is spliced from 3 exons. The record is from RefSeq and is a predicted model, not a curated record. NCBI's taxonomy places the organism in Eukaryota, Viridiplantae, Streptophyta, Magnoliopsida, Fabales, Fabaceae.